Loa loa (African eye worm) is the source of this 1613-nucleotide messenger RNA. RefSeq names its product acetyl-CoA acyltransferase. Bases 51 to 1262 code for a protein of 403 amino acids. Gene Ontology annotation, molecular function: acetyl-CoA C-acetyltransferase activity. The record is from RefSeq and is a predicted model, not a curated record. NCBI's taxonomy places the organism in Eukaryota, Metazoa, Nematoda, Chromadorea, Rhabditida, Onchocercidae. The transcript is spliced from 8 exons. Gene Ontology annotation, biological process: fatty acid beta-oxidation.
CAAAGUGACAAUGUAGAUCCGUUUUUGUCUCAUUACUGCUAAAAAUUUGCAUGAGAUUUAAAAUCCUGGAAAUGGAUAGCAAAAAUAAUGGAGAAGGACGCCAACUGGAGGAUGUGUAUAUUAUUUCAGCUGUACGUACUCCGAUAGGUGGUUAUCGUAAAAUGUUGAAGAGUUGUUCACCGAUGUAUUUAGGAGUUGUCGCGACCAAAGAAGCAAUCAAAAGAGCUGGGCUUUCUCCUAGUGAUAUCGAUGAAACAGUGGUCGGUUGUGUGCUUACUUCAUGUCAUGGGCAGAAUAUCGCUCGACAGAUUUCAAUCAAUGCUGAUAUUCCGGUGACGUCGCCAAGCGUGACUGUCAACAAGGUAUGUUCAUCGAGUAUGAAGGCAAUCAUCAUGGCUACUCAAGCCAUUCAUCUGGGUGAUCGCGAUGUUGUCCUAGCGGCAGGUACUGAAAGUAUGAGUAAUGCUUACUAUGGAGUACCUCGCGGUGACAACAACGACAUGAGUAGUCCUUUUAUAGAUAGUAUGUUUGAGGAUGGUUUAAACGAUGCGUUCACAAAAUUAAGGAUGGGCGUUUGCGCUGAAAAAACCUUCUCCGAAUACUCAAUAAGCCGUAAAGAGCAGGAUGAGUAUGCGUUGGAAAGCUAUCGGCGGGCUCAUCAUGCCUGGAAGGAAGGUUUAUUUGAUGAAGAAGUUGUACCAGUGAAGUGUUUUGAUUCAGUUGAAGUGUUUCAAGAUGAAGAAUAUAAAAGACUGGAUCCUUUGAAGGUUCCUUCCCUGAAACCUGCCUUCAUACCAGAUACAGGAACCAUAACUGCAGCAAACGCUAGCGCUAUUAGCGAUGGAGCAGCUGCACUGUUGAUUGCAAGCAGUAGUUUUGUAGCUCAUCGAGGUUGUCAGCCAAUAGCGCAAGUGUUGGGCUAUGCAGAAGCUGCACUUGAACCGGUGGAAUUUACUCGUGCACCUUCUGUUGCUGUAAAAAGGUUACUUUUGAAAAUUGGCAUUUCGGUGGAAGAAGUUUCCUUAUGGGAAGUAAAUGAAGCGUUUGCUGCGACUGCCAUUGUUUUCUUGCGUGAUAUGGGUUUGGAUAGCAGCCGUGUUAAUGUUCGUGGUGGAGCUGUUGCACUCGGCCAUCCGAUUGGAGCAUCUGGAGCACGAAUAGUUGUGACGUUGAUCCAUGCACUUCAAGUCAAUCAAAUUGGUAUUGCAACAAUAUGUAAUGGCGGAGGUGAAUCGACCGCUGUGGCAGUGAAACGACUAUAAGUAUUGGUAAAAAAAGUUGUAGAAUUCAGUCAUAUUUACAUCAUUAAUUGUACUUUUUGUUAAAACUGAGAAAUGACCUUUAAUAAAGCCUAGCAUUUGAUAUUUCAAGGGCUGCUCUUUAUUAACCACGAUGCUUCUUUCCUCUUUAUAUACUUCCAGUGGUUUCAUGGAAGUGCAGUAAAACUUCUCAUCUGGUGGAUAUAGUUUUUUCCGGUUUUUAAUUUGUACAUUCAGACAUUGCUCAGUUGGAAUUGCUAUGUUUUUGUAAUAUUAUUUCUCGGUGCAAUUCAAAUGAAAUGAAGUCACUAUUGAUCUUUUUAUUAAUGAAAUAAAAAAAGUCGUUGUUUGAGA